Messenger RNA from Salvelinus namaycush (lake trout), 4312 nucleotides. RefSeq names its product microtubule-associated protein tau-like. The transcript has 12 exons. Bases 116 to 1309 code for a protein of 397 amino acids. The record is from RefSeq and is a predicted model, not a curated record. Gene Ontology annotation, molecular function: microtubule binding. Gene Ontology annotation, cellular component: neuron projection. Lineage: Eukaryota; Metazoa; Chordata; Actinopteri; Salmoniformes; Salmonidae. Gene Ontology annotation, biological process: microtubule cytoskeleton organization; neuron projection development.
CCUCCUCCCCUUCAGGCCGCCUAGCGACAACUACUCUUCUCCGUCGGGUGUCCACUGAGUGACUGCAGCUGGAGAGACAAUAACUGUCUGCCACACAGCCUGAACUCGUUUCACCAUGGAUCAGCAUCAGGACUUCAACUCGAGCCUGGACGGCCACGCCGCCGUGCAAUUCAACUCCGGGGAGACCAUGGCCUCGGCUGCCCUGGCCAACAUGACACUGAAAGAACCCCAGGACCAGCAGGAGGUCAAGAAGCCUAACGGGAUGCCAGACGCACACAUGGGACCUGGGGACAUGGAAGAAGAAUUGCUGGAGCUGUCACCGGAACUGAAAUCACAGCCUCAAGCACCAGUGUCAGAGGUCUCUGUGUCGAAGAGCGCCCUCUCGGCUACCAGAGGGAUGACCGCUACAGGUCAAGCCAAGGCCAGUGCAGGGGCUGGGAAAGAAGCAGCUGAGAAAAAGACACCCAACGCCACCACACCUGUCAAAGCAUCCACCCCCAAACGACCCUCCUCGGUCCAAACCACCCCCAACAAAAAGCCUUGGUCCUCUUCCUCUGCCCCAGCCUGCAACACUAGCAGGCCCAGCUCAAUAUUUAAACCUUGUCCAGGCAGUGCAAGAGCCAGAGAACCCAGGCCAAGGACUGGAGAUGGGAAGACAGCCAGCACCAGGACACCAGGUGCCAAACCCCAGGGUGCUGGGACCAGGAUGCAGACCAAGACCACUGCUGGAGUUGAUUCCCCCAAGACGCCCCAAGACCGUAGUGGCUACAGCAGCCCCAGCGCACCCAAGUCCCCCGCCAGCCGGGAGGUGAAGAAGGUGGCAGUGGUGCGGACCCCUCCUAAAUCCCCUGGGUCCACGAGGGGGCGCAGUCCGGUGCCCCUGGCCGCCCCCAUGCCCGACCUGAAGAACGUCCGGUCAAAGAUUGGCUCCACGGAGAACAUCAAGCACUCGCCUGGUGGAGGACGGGUUCAAAUUACUCACAAAAAGAUUGACCUCAGCAACGUACAGUCAAAGUGUGGAUCGAAGGCCAACAUUCACCACAAACCAGGUGGAGGCAAUGUGGAGAUCAAAUCCGAGAAGAUGGACUUCAAGGUGCAGUCUAAGAUUGGGUCCAUGGACAACGUUGGUCAUGUGGCUGGAGGUGGCGGGCGGAAGAGAGAGAAGGGGAAGGAAGCCGAGAGGGUUUCUGGAGAAGGAGACACCUCCCUAAAUAGGGAAGCUCCUAUCCCAAGCUCUACUGGCCCCUCCACUGAUCCCCCUCAGUCGCCCCGUUCUGAACACAGCCCAAUCGAGGGGGCGUCCUGGUAAAGCUAGAAGUCUCCAAUUGAAAGCCACAAACUGAGUUUCCGUGAGACGGCGAAAGCCCGCACCGACCACGGAGCGGAGAUUGUCCCCGUGGAGAUAAUCGCAGGCGGCUCACCCGCCCGUCUUCUCAGCAACGUGUCGUCCCCUGGCAGCCAGAACAUUACAGACGCGCCGCCGCUAUCCAUGCUAGCCGACCAGGUCUCCGCCUCCCUCGCCAAGCAAGGCCUGUGAUUCGACCACGUCCCUCCCUGAAAAAGCAUUGUAGGUUACCAAGGGAACCAACCACGUGAUAAAAAAGAGAAACGAAGAGAAAAAGAAGCACCUCACUGAGUCUCCCUUCCUCCUUGAAAUUCAAAGUCGCUCGCAGGAUUUGCCGACCGGGGAUAUCAGUCAGGGCAAAGUGGUCCGUUAAUGAACAGCUUAUGGUCUUGAUAGUUAGAUAGACACAGGUAAUGAAAACAUAUACGUGAAAGAAAAGCAACAUUAUUCUACACCCAUAAAAACGCAGCCAGGCCUUCUUAUAAAGACAUUUACCCUACUUUCCAUUUACAGUGCAAUUAAUUGGGCUGCUCAAUUCGAACGCAACUGCUCGCAUGAAAAUAUUGCACAUUACUUUGCUUAUUGCCAUGCAGUGGAUGUUUGCAUUUGCUCAUUUAAGCCUUAAAAUGUGAAGUAGCCAAAGACUCAAAUCUUUUCUCAACUAGAAAAGAUCAGCUAAAUUAAAGUGACACUGUACUAUACCAUUCAAAUGAUACUAAGUGCCAAAUAGACUGUUGCCCUUUCGUGCUUAAAACAUUAAAACACUCCGAUAUUCCCCAGUUGAGAAAUCCGCGAAGAUUUAUUUACGGUAUAAUGAAAUUCGAACGUUGUCGUAAACAGUUGCUGUGAUGUAAUGAAAAGCGUGUGACUCUGCCUUUGAGAUGAUUAAAGUAGACAUUGUUUGUGAAAUUAUAAAAUAAACAAUUUUCAUGAGAAGGACAAUUACAAGUCUAUUACCCAGAAUAUUUAACUUAAGAGUUAAAGCCCAUGGCCCGUUCAAAACAUUUCAAGGAGGAUCCCAUUGCUGAGCAAUUGAAAUCAAUUAAGUAAUCAAUUAAUUAUGGAGUAAUGGAGCUACAUUGUGCAUAUGUCAAUCAAUUGGAUAAGAUUGCUAAUUUGAAGUUGAGGGGUUUUUGUGUGUAUGGUAUAGUCUACGUGCCGAUAUUUUGGUGGUAUAUCACCAAUCCUCACCAAGUUUCUUCUCAGCAGUGUGUCUGAAUCUGAGUACCUCCCCGUUGAUUUCUAGAACGGAAAUCCAUUCUAGACCAUCUGUUUGGUCCAGAGCCAGAACACACCUGGGUAUAGGGGCGUUAUGAAAUUGUCAUUGGCUUUGAUACUCUGAUUGGUUAGAGAUGAUCCAAUUGCUGAUUACUUUGUUUUGUACAACACCCCUUAUUUUGACGUCAACAAACGACUUGAACGAUGGCUGUCUCAGACUGCAGUAUGUAGGAAUGAUUGAGCAGCGGAAGAAUUCAGUUUGAGUGGUCAGGCAAUAGAAAUGCCACUGCAUACCCACAACACACAUGCCUAGACAAGUCUCAAUUUUACCUGCAUGAAAUUCAAAGCCUGAUAUAGGAUGUGCUCCAAAUCUCUACCCUACUCCAAAAGUGUGCACUUGCACACUCCCUCUGUCAAAGAUGACCAAAUGACCACCCCCUACCUACCCACAGCGCACUACUUACGUAGCGAAUUUUAACUAAAGUAAAUAUUUCUUCGCAAUGACAGAGCACUCUUUUUUUACGCUGUAGAUCAAACCUUAUGUUGCGCACUUUCUUUCCUACUAGUAGCCCUAUUCUGUGGAUGUAAGACAUAUUAAACUGCUAUUUACGAAUGCUUGUAGAUGCACCUGCUGACACCCUGCUAUUAUUUUUUUAUACUCCCGACCCUCACGAUGCAUUCUUGUGAUUGAAGGUAGUUUUUACACACUGAAGUUCUCAAGUUGACCACCACUACAUGGGUGUGAAUGAUAACUGGCUGGCUUUCCUCCUCAUUCCUCAUGGUCAACAUGAACAUUAUGUACUGUGCUGAAAAUAUUUUAAAAGGGGGUUAAGCGGAUAUUAAUUGUUACGAUUGAACAAAUCUAUUCAAGGUAAGACAUGUAAGCAUAUUAACUACCGAAAGCCCCCAAAAUACUCAAAUCAAAUGUUAUGUCACAUGCUUCAUAAACAGGUGUAGACUAACAGUGAAAUGUUUACUUAUGAGCCCUUCCCAACAAUGCAGAGAAAAAUAAGGAAUAAAUACACAAUGAUUAACGAUAACUUGGCUAUAUACAUGGGGUACCAGUACAGAGUCGACGUGCAGGGGUACAAUGAAAUUGAGGUAGAUAUGUACAUAUAGGUAGGGAUACUAAGACUGAUAUUCACGUUAAUCCACAUAUCCGUUUAGACCGUUUUAGAAAAGGUACCAUAAAACAACCCUAUGCACCUUGUGUGGUGAAUGAUGUUCCGUAAAAGUGGAAGGCUGUUUUUUCCAAGUUAGUAUUUUAUUUCGAAGCUGAAAAUUGAAAUGUCAUGUCACUCUUCUAGUUUUUCCCAGGUAACCACAUACAGUAAAUUAAUCUGAGUGGUUUACUAUUCUGAAAGGACAGCAUAACCUCAUUUUAUUCAUUAAACCUUUUAAUGACUGACAUUUUAAGCAAACUGGUAAUUGUACUGUAAUUAAAUCUGUUGCAACAAGAGGGGAAGAAAGUUGGUGCAAAGGGUGUUUAGGAUUUAAGGGAAGGAAAAGGGUAAUUUGGGGCUUUUCAGUGUAGUAAAUAACUUUUCCCUUUUGCCUCAUAAAGGGAACAAUGAUACAAGUUAACUAGCUUCUCUCCUCCCCAUGUCCCGUUUUGUUUCUCCUUCUCUUCUGAGUUUUUAUUUUUGACAGUCGUGAUUGUCCUUGUGAUGUGCAUUUUAUUAAUAUUUGGUUUACACUGAUACUUGUUGCUGUAAACGUGGAUUAGGAAAUAAAGUCAGUAUUGGAACA